Molecule: messenger RNA, 1662 nt
Organism: Coccidioides immitis RS
Lineage: Eukaryota; Fungi; Ascomycota; Eurotiomycetes; Onygenales; Onygenaceae
Exons: 1
Coding region: 1-1662 (553 amino acids)
Source: RefSeq, a predicted model, not a curated record
AUGUCGGACAAACCGACGCAGACAGGUGUCCGCAGCUUGUUGGCCAAGUUCGAAAACAACAUCUCGACCUCCCCUCCGUCGCGUGGCCGCUCCCCAAUUGGCGCAGAUGGCUCAGGAACUGUUCGUCCGCUCUCCAAAGUUCGCGCAAGCUUCAUCCCCGUCGAACGCAACGGUGGCUCCGGAUCUCCCUUGGGAUGGCUGAGAAGUACCGAUUCCGGUGUCUCCCCGGUCAACACAAAGCCCAUGCACGAGUUUGGAGGCCCAAUCGAAAGAUCUACGCCUCUGUCGCCCACGGGCUCGAUACAUAGAGCUUUUCCUGCCAAAUCGAACCCCCCGACUCCGAUGACCGAAAAGAGGGAAUCAACUGGCGGUGCGAAUACCACAACACGCGAUGUUCCGGGCGAAGUGAUACAGGGUCUGGGAGCUAUCCUGAAGGGUUCAGCGUUUGAAGAUUCGAAACUACAGCUGCAGAAGAACGGAUCACCCCCGCGGGGAUUGAGUUCAGCUGUUCCUGAACCAAACAAGACCGUGGUGCCAGAACCCAAAACACACAGUCCACCAAAGGAGACAUUACAGCCUACCAACCCGAAUGCGCCGGAUACCAAGACAACGUCUUCCCGUCCUGCGAAUAUAGUAAUCCCAAAGGAACCAAACCGCAAGGUUUCUAAAAGCACGCUCCCCAAGGGCCCAAAAACGCCACCUGCCCCCCGAACCCCGAAACUCCCGGCUACUCCUGACUCGCAUAUUAACAAAACAAAUGCCGUCAACAGCCCUGCCGUUGCGAGGGAAGUAAACAAAACUCACUCGCGUGUCAAUACCCCAAGAAGAUCUGGUCGCUCGUCUUCGAGCCCAGUGACCCAAGACAAACGUGCCUUGUCCACAAGGGAAAUUGUUUCCAGGCCUGGCUCGAAGCAAACAUCUCCAAACCAUCCAAAGAUCCGACCAAAGUCUCCAACGCGUCCAGUCCGUCUCCCCAGCUCAAUGACCGCGCCAACUGCAUCAUCGGCGGCCAAAACCAACAGUACAUCUUCACGCCCUCCCAGUCGCAAUGGCGUCAACGCGAACAAGCUUGCGCGAAAGGUCUCCUCACUACGCAUGGAUCGAUCCACAGCUGCCCCGAAAACAAGUGUUCCUUCGACGACGGUGCGAAAACAGGUUUCUCAUGCUUCGCUCGCGCCACCACCAAACUUGGGACUCGACAGGCCAAAGUCUCGCACAAGCAACGUCAGUGCACGGGCACCCGAUGAAUCCUUCUUGGCAAGGAUGAUGCGGCCAACCGCUAGUUCAGCAAACAAAGUGCACGAUAAGAUCGACGCAAAGAGUCCUCCAAGGCCGUCCCGGACAACGCAAACUGGGCGAAAGGUAUCGGAUCAAAAUCACACCAGCUCAAGAAAACCGCCAAAGGCGAAAUCCCCCGAGGCCGAGCGCCACGAAGUGAAAUAUCCCGUAGCAACCUCUCCUGAAGCGAAAUUACAUGCGCAAACUGCUGCUAAAGAAGGACUUACUGGCGAGGACGUUACCUCGCAAGAGCCUCAGGAGCCAGAGAGCAAUGUUGAAAUCACCGAGCCCCCGGUUCCUUAUGAACUUGAAGUGUCCGUGGUAGAAGAAACUCCCGCAGCCCCAGCCGCUGAAAUCAAGGAACCCGAAGCUCUAGAAGCCUGA